This is a messenger RNA of Tachyglossus aculeatus (Australian echidna), 939 nucleotides long. Its product is annotated as olfactory receptor 2T4-like. Gene Ontology annotation, biological process: G protein-coupled receptor signaling pathway. The transcript has a single exon. Gene Ontology annotation, molecular function: G protein-coupled receptor activity; olfactory receptor activity. Gene Ontology annotation, cellular component: membrane. NCBI's taxonomy places the organism in Eukaryota, Metazoa, Chordata, Mammalia, Monotremata, Tachyglossidae. The coding region runs from base 1 to 939 and encodes 312 amino acids. The record is from RefSeq and is a predicted model, not a curated record.
AUGGAGAGGGAGAAUGAGACGACAGUCACCGAUUUCAUCCUCCUGGGACUCUUCCCUGAGUUUCGACAUCCCAACGUCAUCAUCUCCUUCAUCCUCCUGGUCUACACCACCGCAUUCGCCGGAAACGCGGUCCUGAUCCUCCUUAUCUGGGCGGACGUCCGGCUCCACACCCCCAUGUACUUCCUGCUCAGCCAGCUCUCCCUCGUCGACCUGGCCUUCAUCUCCACCACCGUCCCCAAGAUGGAGGUUGACUUCUUCUCUGGAAAGCGAAACAUCUCAGUCAUCGCGUGUGGAACCCAGAUUUUCUUCUACUUCACCCUGGGGGGAGCCGAAUGCCUCCUCCUGACCUUCAUGUCCUAUGACCGUUACGCGGCAGUCUGCCACCCCCUGCGUUACCCGGUCCUCGUGAACCCCAGAGUCUGCGUGCAGAUGGCGGUUGGAUCGUGGGUUGGGGGGGCCUUAAGCUCCCUAGUCCAAACUGUCUACACCAUGAAUCUUCCCUUCUGUGGCUCCAGGGAGAUCCACCAUUUCUUCUGCGAAGUUCCGGCCGUCUUGAAGCUGUCCUGCGAGGACACCUCGGCCUACGAGAUGUCAGUAUUUGUGACGUGCGUCGUGUUCCUGCUCAUCCCCUUCUCCCUCAUCGUGGCAUCCUACGCCCUCAUCUUCCUCUCCGUCCUGCGCAUGGACUCCAGGGAGGGACGAAAGAAAGCCCUGACCACCUGCUCCUCCCAUCUCACCGUGGUCACCCUCUACUUUGGUCCGAACAUCUUCAUCUACAUGACACCGGGCUCUUCCCAUAGCCCCGAUCAGGACCAGGCCAUGUCUGUUUUCUGCACCAUCCUCACUCCGCUGCUGAACCCCCUCAUCUACAGCCUGAGGAACAAGGAGGUUGGGGGAGCCCUCAAGAAGGUACUGGGGCAGCAUCCAGUCUCCAAAUAG